This is a messenger RNA of Microdochium trichocladiopsis, 198 nucleotides long. RefSeq lists its product as uncharacterized. The annotation marks the transcript as partial. Lineage: Eukaryota; Fungi; Ascomycota; Sordariomycetes; Xylariales; Microdochiaceae. The record is from RefSeq and is a predicted model, not a curated record. The transcript has a single exon.
GAGAGGCUCAUUGCCGUGAUCUGGACGUACCCAGAGAGCAUCGCCCUCUGGAAACUGAACCCGGAGGUCUCCAGCUUUGACAAUACCUACCGCACAAAUCGAUACAAUAUGCCGCUGUUCAACGUCGCUGGCAUCACCUGCAACAACUCAUACUUCAACAAGGUACUCGGAGUCGUUCCCAACGAGACCCAAUUCUAG